UCUCUUCCCUGACACCCAACAGAAACACUGUUUCUACACGUAUUCCUCCAGCACUUUCACCUGAUUUUUUCCGUGAAAUCCAUGUUUUGUGCUUUCUGGAGUAACACUGAGCUCUGCUAUUGCAUGUUAGUGUCUUAGACCUUCAUCCGACUUAGGAGAGAGCGAUUGGGCUGAAGUUUGUACAUUUUCAGAGCUAGGGUUAUUUGCUGUUCGCCAUGGUUGCGAAGUGUCUAGAAGUUACGAUAGGUUCAACGGCGAGUUUAAAGGAGAAUAAAACGGUGAAUAAGAUCGACCCGUACGCAGUUCUUUGCUAUAACGGAGUCGAGCGCCGCACCGACGUCGAGUGCGGUGCAGCAGGUCGAGCAGUAUGGAACCACCGCUUCAACUUCCUUCUUCCAGAGCGAGAGCAAGAUUAUCCUCCAGAGAUGGACGUUCACAUAUGGGACAAGGUGAACGGCCAGGACAAGUACAUGGGUUUCUGCAAGGUGCACUUGGAGCAGGUCUACCUCCGUCAAUCCAUGGACGCCGUCUGGCCGGUACACCAACGUAACGGGAAACUUCUCGGUCACAUCAGAUUUCAUUUCUCAAUUCUUGUGGAAGACGUGAACGGCGUGGGUUCUCUUCCGUCCGCUCCUCUGCCUUCCGCUCCUCCGGAGACUCCUGUUCCUCUUCUGGAGCAUCCCCGAGUUAACCGGAGGACUAACAUUAGCUCAGGAAAAGUACCGGUUGCAGCGGCUUCUCUUCAGGAAGCUUCGAAUAAAGAGGAUGCCAGCAGGAGCAACGCCUUUGGGAUGAAUAUUAAAGGCAAAGCUGGUGGUUCAUCAGAGGCUGCUGCUGCUGUUUCAAACGACGCUCUGGAGGUUCUCCUGCUGGCCAUGCGCCAGGCUCUUGUCCAGCAACAGCAACAGCAACCACAGAAUAGCCAAUCCGCUGACAAGCAGCAGCACGCUCCGAAGAUUUACCAACCUCAGCCGAAGCGUGUUAGCCCUGCUUCCGCAGCACCCCCUGCUGCUGUGCCGUCGUCCCCCAUGGGCCCUCCUUCCCCUAACUCAUUGAAAUUCUCUCCGUCCAAAGCGUUCAAGAAGGUUCCCGCUUCUGCUAGACAUGCCGCCCGCCCGGCAAGUUGUAACGGCGCUGGAAACGCAACCGACUGCACUGACGGCCGCCCGUCAGCCCCUGACGUCGACUCUCGCGACAGCGAAACGGCCCUCGCUUCGUCCGCCGCUCAGCGGUUCCUCAAUAACGGCGCAGCGGGUUUUGCACCAGCCAAGCCUCUUCCGCCUCUUAGCGUGAUCGGCGGCGGCGAUGGCGCUAACGACAGGCCAGCUGCCUCAGAGGCAGCGUCGGCUUUCCUACCCGUGCAGCAGCGAUCAGCAGCAGGAGCUUCUUCCGGUGGCACCGCGUUCGCGUCUGCUCUUACUGGUUUUGCUCCUACUGCGUCCUAUCUUGCUGCUACUCCUGCUGCUUCUGCUGCUGCCGGAGGUAAUAAAUCUGACGGCCAACCGCCCUCUACUCCUGAUGCUCUGGCUGCUGAUGUCCUUGCGAAGGGCUGGGACCUCUCUGCCAUCGCUUCGCUGACGUCAGCUGUGCUGUCCGCGUCUGGGAAGGGAACACCACGGGGCAACAAGUCUACGUCUUUUGCUGCUGCAGCGGAAACCAGGGCUGGUGCUGCGUCUGCUGCUGCUAUUCAGCGUGGUGCUUCUGGCGGUGCUCGUUCAGGCAGUGGCGGGAACCGUCAGGCGAUUUUGAACCAGGAGUUGAUAGCUGAGGCUCUCUGCAUGGCUCUGCUGGGCGAAACGGGCAGGGCGGAACCAGCAAGGAAGCAGGGAAAGAGCGUUGCCCCUGGCCCGGGUGGCGGUGCUGGUGCUGGUUUGACUGGCUCGAAGCGAAGCUGGGAGGCGCAGGAGGAGAAGCGGGAGGAGGCGGGGUUAGGAGGCAGUGGAGCGGAGGAUGUGGGUGGUGAGGGUCUCAAGCGGCACCGCGUUGCAUAACUGCGGUGCGGAGCAUAGCACUUGUUUUCAAGGUCUUCAUCGAUGCCAUUCAGUGGGCUACUAAGAGUGAAGCAGGCAGGAUGGAAGCAAGGUGCGGUUUUGAAGGCUCCCCAAGUGUGCUCCAUGAUGGUAGGCAGCGGUGCUGAACCUGCAGGUUACUGCCACCUAAUAAACGGCGAGGCACAAUGACUAGGAUGUUGCACAAUGACUAGGAUGCUGACGCCACCAGCCGUGCUGUCUGGCUCUAAUAAGUGCAGUGACUUGCUUGCUAGUCUGGUAGUGUAUAAAUUAUCGAAUAUGUCUGACACUGGUGCAUCUAAUUUUGAACCUCUAGGCUGUAGCCAUGAGAUGUGUUUGUCAGUUUCCAGCUGGUGGUCUAGCUAUG
Molecule: messenger RNA, 2376 nt
Organism: Closterium sp. NIES-67
Lineage: Eukaryota; Viridiplantae; Streptophyta; Zygnematophyceae; Desmidiales; Closteriaceae
Source: the annotation of a GenBank genome assembly